Messenger RNA from Bipolaris maydis ATCC 48331, 798 nucleotides. RefSeq lists its product as uncharacterized. Lineage: Eukaryota; Fungi; Ascomycota; Dothideomycetes; Pleosporales; Pleosporaceae. The record is from RefSeq and is a predicted model, not a curated record.
AUGGGUGCCGAACUUAGCAUGGUGGUCACUACAGAGGCCGCUAAAGCAAUUGCAGGAAAAGUCUUUGCCGCGGAUCAAGUGAUGAAGGACAUCGGAGUGAGCACAAAAUUCAUUGCCAAAGCAGUAGACACCAUGGCGAACCUUGCCUACCAGGAGAAGUUUCCUGAUCACGUCAUUCACAUGUUCGAAGACGAAGUCCGAAAUACUAGCAAGUGUGACCCUGCCGGGCAACACUACUUUGCUGUAUAUCACCCUGGUUCCGAAUCGUUCGCUGCUAUCCAAAACCGGUUACAAGGCAGAAUGGAAUUCAUCGGAUGCUUCAACGAUCUGAACGAGCUUGGUAUGUCGCUUCUUUAUACCCGGCAGUCUGUUGGAUCAAACGCUGUCCUGCACGUGCUACUCCCAUCCGCCCAUAAGUACCGCAUCGACGAAACAAUUCAUGUACCACCAGCCAUCCUGCCUUUACGUAUUUCUGGCCAGACUCACUCAGAUGGCAACCCUUAUGUGUAUGCAAAGCUUGAAGUCACUGGAGAUUUUCAAUGUAGAGGGCUGGGGAUAAUCCUUCGAGAUAGGGAACGGCUAGCGGCCUAUUCAGCUGGCGCAGUUGCCGGGGCUUCAGCUGGGAGCGCGGUGGCCUUUGUUAGUGGAGCAUUGCUAUUUACCCCUGUAGCACCUCUUGCACUCGUGGGCGUUUUGGCAACCCCAUUCGCGGCAUAUUUCACUGGAAAAGCCUGCAAAGAAGAUGUGAAAUCAGACAUAAGGAUGAAGAAGAAGGUUGGAAAGGAUUGGCUGGAGUAG